ACGAAGCGCUGAGUUCUGCCAUUCUACUCAACCGCUAUUCUCUCUCUCUCUCUCUCUCUCUCCAAAUCGUGCCACUCUCUGCGGAGGUUUGAUUGCAGAACUCUUGGGAGAUCUAAGGAGGAAGUGAAAGCCAUGAAUAGUCGCAGCGAUCCCAACCCUUUCGACGAAGAAGAAGUCAAUCCUUUUUCGAAGGCAAGUCCUGCUCCUGGUUCAAAGUCGCGGAUUCCUCAAAUGGUUGCUCAAACCCUGGGUUUUGGCCAAAAGCAUGAUGCAACUGUUGACAUACCACUGGAUAGCAUGAAUGAUACUAAGAAAAAGGAGAAGGAACUUGCAUCCUGGGAAGCAGAUCUGAGAAGGAGGGAACAUGAAAUUAAACGAAGAGAAGAUGCUGUUGCCCGUGCUGAUAUCCCUUCAGAUGAUAGGAACUGGCCUCCCUUUUUUCCAAUUAUUCAUCAUGAUAUAGCCAAUGAAAUUCCUAUCCAUGCCCAGAGGCUGCAGUACUUGGCUUUUGCGAGUUGGUUAGGUAUUGUUCUUUGCCUUGUAUUUAAUGUUAUUGCUGUGACAGUUUGUUGGAUUAGAGGAGGAGGUGUAAAAAUAUUUUUCCUGGCAAUAAUCUAUGCCCUACUUGGAUGCCCUCUUUCUUAUGUCCUAUGGUAUAGGCCACUUUAUCGUGCAAUGAGGACAGAUAGUGCAAUCAAGUUUGGUUGGUUUUUCAUGUUCUACUUGCUCCACAUUGGUUUCUGCAUAUUUGCUGCUAUUGCUCCACCUAUUGUCUUUCAUGGGAAGUCAUUGACAAAGAUUUGGCCCAAUGAUGAUGUUUUGGCCAGUAUGGUGUCUUAUUUUAUGGUGCAGGGACAGCCUGAAACAUUGCCUUUUGUCAUGGUUCUCACAUUGAAUUAGAAAGGGAAGAUCCUGGGGUUUAUAAUGGUAGGCAACAGCACCUAAUAGUUUCAACUUUUCGGUUGGAUGGCAAGUGCCUGGUCCAUUAAAGUGGUCCAGUUGUUGAUUUGAUUCCUUGCGAAGUCUCCAAGGAAGAGUAAGGAAAUUGGUCUUACCUGUUUUGGGAUGGAGUGAAUUUUGGGGUGCGUGUCAGUGUGUGUCAAGACUCUCAUAUCAGAUAAGAAAGGGAUGAUCCUGGGCCAUAUAAGAGGAAGGUGGCACUGCCUAAACCUUUAGCUUUUGGUUUUGAUGGCAAAUUAUGGCUAAUGACACUUGUCCAUUGCCACCCCUUGUACCUUACAGAGUUCCUUGGCGCAAACUGUUUCUGCUUCCCUAACACUUGAAUGUUUGGUGAUUUUAGGUUCUUUUAAAGAUGUCAUGGUACCUACCCUUGGAAAUUGUGAUGAUUAUCUGGAGCGAUUUCAUUGCCCUUUAUCAAUUUAAGUUUUCAAUUUUUUGCUUUUCACCUAGGGUAGAGAAUAUUCCUUUGUCUUUUCUUUUGCCUACAAAGAACAUAUGCUUUCUGUAUUGACAUCCUUGUGAAGAAUAACUAUUAUACAAGUUUGGGUUAAUGAAAUGACUAGUUUUGCAUGAGUAUUUGUAAGAGUUGUAAGGGUUUCUGCUUUUUGUAUAAU
Messenger RNA from Diospyros lotus (date-plum), 1574 nucleotides. Its product is annotated as secretory carrier-associated membrane protein 4. Gene Ontology annotation, cellular component: recycling endosome membrane; trans-Golgi network membrane. The coding region runs from base 133 to 900 and encodes 255 amino acids. Lineage: Eukaryota; Viridiplantae; Streptophyta; Magnoliopsida; Ericales; Ebenaceae. The transcript has 10 exons. The record is from RefSeq and is a predicted model, not a curated record. Gene Ontology annotation, biological process: protein transport.